Molecule: messenger RNA, 1338 nt
Organism: Pectinophora gossypiella (pink bollworm)
Lineage: Eukaryota; Metazoa; Arthropoda; Insecta; Lepidoptera; Gelechiidae
Gene: CCHa2
Product: neuropeptide CCHamide-2
Exons: 6
Coding region: 143-544 (133 amino acids)
Source: RefSeq, a predicted model, not a curated record
CGAAGGCAUGUUCUAGUCAACAUCCGGAUACCGAAAUUGGCAUACCGUACCGAAAAUUACCCGGACUUAACCGUAAUUUAAAAAAAAAAACCGGUUUUGCUGUUACGAAGUAAAGAACACUCGGAUCGAUCAACCAGUGGAAAUGGCUCAUGUAUGUGCGACCCUGGCUCUAGUGGCUAUGUUGGUGAUGUCGCAGGGAGUCAACGCUAAACGCGGGUGUUCAGCUUUCGGCCACUCCUGUUUCGGCGGCCACGGCAAGAGAUCGGAUUCUGCAAUGGACAUGGCUAACCCGGAGAUGAUGGGAAGACGUCAACUGGGGCAGGAGGAGACACCGCCUCACCCCGGCUACCCUCAUUCGGCAUACGGCCUGCUGCCUUCUGGUGACGACAUCAUUCCUGUCAGAGACGGAGGUGUAUACGAUCGCGAUGACGCGGCUGCGCGGGAGGUGAUGAAGCUGAAACUUCGCAAUAUUGUCAAACAUUGGAUGGACACCUACAGGCGAUCACAGCAGACCGACGACGGCUAUAUCGUGGAGUCCUUGUAAAUAACUGUUAUUAUUGCAUUACAUUUAAUACCCGUUGUACCGGUACCUACCAUACUGCUGGAAUAAAUAAUAUAUACAUCUAAUUAACACGUUCACUGUAUUUCCCUUAAAAUGUAUCCAAGACAUGUAUAGUGUACUUCUAAAAUGUACUAGAUGCAUCAUUCUCUUCGAAUUUUAAAAUAAUAAUGGUUAGUGUUGGGAAAGGAAAGAUAAAAGAAUAAUUCGAAUUCAUUUUCCAUUUUUAAAUGUUUAAAUUUGGAUUUAAAAUUUUAAAAGUAAGUUUUAAUAAAGUAUACUGGUAAAAUGCAGAAAUAAAUAAUAUAUUUAAUUUUCGAACGCGGAAUUCUGAAUUCCAGAUCAAAUUCUGAAAAAAGUCUGCAAUAACAUAUCUGCGUGCUUUUUCAAAUCUAUUUCAUAAAGGGACAUGCUUCAUAAACUGCUUUAGUAAAGGUUUUUUUAGGUAUCACAAAGGUUAUUUUUUCAUAGAAGAAUGGUUAAAAGAAAGUGAUAUAAUAUGAGAUAGUACCGAAUGACAAAAUAAGUAUCUCGAUUUAAGCGUCUAUAAAAUAUAUUAAAGUAAUUACUUGGAAAUUGGUCUACUAUAAAAUUUUCGAGAAUUUCUAAGAUUGCAAUAAACAUAAUGUUCUAUUCUAGGUACCUAAAUUAAAUUUUCUGGUCAAUUAUAAAUUGUAUCACAUAAAUAAAUAUUAUAUAAAUGUUUUGUAGAUACGAACUGUUUUACUAUAUUAGUACGUUUUCUUAUUUUAAGAUAAAAAUCUAUAUUUUUGUGAGAA